Molecule: messenger RNA, 809 nt
Organism: Triticum aestivum (bread wheat)
Lineage: Eukaryota; Viridiplantae; Streptophyta; Magnoliopsida; Poales; Poaceae
Product: protein PELPK1-like
Exons: 1
Coding region: 69-554 (161 amino acids)
Source: RefSeq, a predicted model, not a curated record
CUGCAAUCACUAGCUACCCAGGCACGACGCUAAACCAUCUCGGAGAAACUACUAGCUAGCACUGAGCAAUGGCUUCCAAUGCGAGCUUGUUGGCCGUGAUCAUGGCGUGCACCAUCCUCGGCGGCCACACGUGCCACGGCGCACGCCACCUGGCCGACACCACGCCGGCGGCUGCCCCACCCGCUGCGGCUGCUGUCCCUGGCCUCCCGGCCGUGCCUACCAUGCCGACCCUGUCACCGAUGCCGGCUAUGCCAACGGUUCCGGCCGUGACAGUGCCAGCUAUGCCGACGGUGCCUGCGCUGACCGUGCCACAGGUGACACUACCUCCUAUGCCUGAUGUUCCUUCCGUGCCCAAGGUGACCAUGCCUCCGAUGCCCGCCAUCGUCGUGCCCAAGGUGACCAUGGCGCCGAUGCCCGCCAUCGUUGUGCCUAAGGUGACGGUGCCACCGAUGCCCGCUAUUCCUUCCAUGCCCAAGGUGACACUGCCGCCGAUGCCUUCUAUCCCAACCGUCAACGUGCCUAUGCCGUUCCUGGCGCCGCCUCCAUCAGCAUAGGUGUGCCAUGUGCAUGGUGUUGCAUUGACGGUCUCACGCUCUUCAUGUUUGAUCAAGUGCUAGAUCACUCGCCUGCUCCUGUGUGAAAAUAUUUGUGUUCGCCAUGUGUGUUUUGCAUUUCAAGUAUCAGAUGUCAGUUAGUGUGGGUUGAUUUUUUGGGUUGUCCCAAUACAUAUGCGGUAUUUCUAUGUAUUUAAUGAUGUAUUUCUGUUCUAUCAUUCUUAUAUUGGAGGAGGGAUAAAAAACUUUAAGAUU